Pterocles gutturalis (yellow-throated sandgrouse) is the source of this 917-nucleotide messenger RNA. RefSeq names its product protein-L-isoaspartate(D-aspartate) O-methyltransferase-like. Lineage: Eukaryota; Metazoa; Chordata; Aves; Pterocliformes; Pteroclidae. Gene Ontology annotation, biological process: protein modification process. The transcript has 7 exons. The record is from RefSeq and is a predicted model, not a curated record. Gene Ontology annotation, molecular function: protein-L-isoaspartate (D-aspartate) O-methyltransferase activity. Gene Ontology annotation, cellular component: cytoplasm. The coding region runs from base 5 to 706 and encodes 233 amino acids.
ACUCAUGGGACUGCUCUUCGCCAGAACCAUGGCCUGGACCUCCAGCGGAAAGACGCACCCGGAGCUGGUCAACAACCUCUACAAAAAAGGGAUCAUUAAAUCCCAGCGAGUCUUUGAUGUGCUGCUGGCUACUGACAGAGGUCACUACAUCAAAUAUUUCCCAUACAUGGAUUCUCCUCAGUCUAUCGGAUACAAGGCUACAAUCAGUGCACCUCAUAUGCAUGCCCACGCGCUGGAACUGCUGAAGGAUCAGCUUGUGGAAGGUGCGAAAGCGCUGGAUGUCGGGUCUGGAAGCGGGUAUCUUACUGCUUGCUUUGCCAGGAUGAUGGGCCCAACAGGGAAAGCUGUGGGUGUAGAGCACAUUAAAGAGCUGGUACACGAAUCCAUCAGAAACGUCCAAGAAGAUGAUCCAACUUUGCUCAGCUCUGGCCGUGUAAAGCUUGUGGUUGGAGACGGCAGGCAGGGAUACCCCGAAGAGGCUCCUUACGAUGCCAUUCAUGUUGGAGCAGCAGCAGCAACUGUACCGAAGGAGUUGCUGAAUGAACUGAAGCCCGGAGGUCGGUUGAUACUGCCUGUUGGUCCCGAAGGCGCAAACCAAGUUCUGAUGCAGUACGACAAAACCAGCGACGGGCAGAUCGUCGAAACGCAGCUGAUGGGCGUGAUCUAUGUUCCUCUGACAGAUAAGGAAAAGCAGUGGCCUCGGUAAAAAUUUGCUCUCCCUUGAGAAACGCUUCUUCCUCUCAGCUGUCCCUGUGAGCUUGCUCUUCUUGGCUGCCGGCUUUACUGACAGAGUCCUGGAUUCCUCGCAGAUGCUGCUUGUCAAAAAAGGAGAAGAAAGAGGCUUGGCUGUGGUAUGGCACAGCAGGAAAGUGGGAUGCAUUUUCUAUAAGGCAGGGGUUGCAGACUGAGGACUUAAG